This is a messenger RNA of Diprion similis, 2776 nucleotides long. It is a transcript of the gene Atg7, whose product is annotated as ubiquitin-like modifier-activating enzyme atg7. Gene Ontology annotation, cellular component: cytoplasm; phagophore assembly site. The record is from RefSeq and is a predicted model, not a curated record. The transcript has 8 exons. Bases 249 to 2405 code for a protein of 718 amino acids. Gene Ontology annotation, biological process: autophagosome assembly; cellular response to nitrogen starvation; autophagy of mitochondrion. NCBI's taxonomy places the organism in Eukaryota, Metazoa, Arthropoda, Insecta, Hymenoptera, Diprionidae. Gene Ontology annotation, molecular function: Atg12 activating enzyme activity; Atg8 activating enzyme activity.
UUCAAACCAUCUGUCAGACAUUUGAUAUGCUGUAUAGAGAAGGAAAUUUUGUCGUAUAUAAGAUAAACUGUGAUAACCUCAGUUACGUCUUUGAUGAGGGAUUAAACCACCUAAUUUUAACCAGUGACACACAAUUGCAAAUAAUAAAUAACAAUGGACGUUGAUACCAGGCAUUGAAAUAUACGCAGUUAAGUACGUCUCUGAUUUUGACGUAUUCAAACUUCUAAACACUCAAAACCGGCUCUACUAUGGAGACAAAUAAUUAUCCCACCAUGCCCACGAUGAACGGGCUGGUGAAAUUCACCAAGCUAAGGUCAGCGAUAGAUCCAGGAUUCUGGGCAAAGCUCUCAGAGUUGAAACUGGACAGUCUCAAGCUCAACGACCAGAUUAAGAUUCCUUUGUGGGCCAGCUACAACCUGGAUCGACAGAGCGACAGGCAGGGUCGCCCUUUGAAGUUGGAUUGCACUUCGUUCAAUGAGAGCGUCGAGAUGACAUCUCAUAGAUCAGUCGUUGCCUGCUCUGGUCUUCUGGUCAAUACUAAUACUUACGAGUCUUUUCGUGAGAUAAAACCUGAGAAAUUCAUCAGCGACGCAAGUGUUUCCUUGCUAGAGUCGAUCAAGGAUGGAAGCGCGGUACGAGAACCGUGUCGUCUCGCUUUCUUCAUCUUAUUGUCAUUCGCAGAUUUAAAACGCUACAGGUUUCAUUACUGGACUGCCCAUCCGACAUCUUUCAACUUGCCCGAGCUUUAUCAUGUCAGCAAUCCACUGGCUGCGGGGUCUCAGCUAUUAACUGAUCAGUUGGCGCAGUUGACAAGCGGCUUUUUGGCAUUAGACAGUAAGCAAAAAGCAUUCUUUACCGUGCUUGUGUCUGGAUCAGCUAAUUUGCAUGUCGAGCAUCUUAGCAAAGGGAUCGAUUUGUUCGAGAAGAAAUCUACUGCAGAUUUAAGUGUGGAGCAGUGCGAAGAAGAGAUUUACUUUGGCUUCUACGAUCCUUGCAACAGUCCCGAACCUGGUUGGCCUUUGCGAAAUUUGCUCUGCUUAUUAUUUUGGCAUUGCCCAAAAGCAUCUUUCAACAGUGUUAUCAAAGUCAUUGCCAUGCGAGGACCGGAUGCUAAAGAUGCUGUAAUUUUUACCAUGAAAGCUAAGGAAUAUGAAAACAAAACGGAAACUCGGGAGAUUAUUUUUGAAGGGCGAUUCGUUGGGUGGGAAAGAAGUCACAGUGGUAAAAUGGGUCCCAACAUAAUUGACUUAUCCGACUCCAUGGACAUUGUUAAACUAUCGGAAAGAGCGGUGAACCUUAAUUUGAAGCUGAUGAAAUGGCGGUUAGUACCUGAAUUGAAUUUGGAGAAGAUCAGCAAAACACGCUGCCUACUAUUAGGUGCUGGAACUUUGGGAUGUUCUGUAGCCAGGGUGCUCCUUGGGUGGGGUAUUCAGAAAUUGACUUUGGUUGAUGGCUCCACUGUUUCACAGAGCAAUCCUGUUCGUCAAAGUCUCUAUACUCACACGGAUGCUGUAGAACGGCGUUACAAGGCAGAAGCAGCCAAGGAUGCCUUGCUUCGAAUUCAUCCUAGUCUGGAUGUAGAGAGCGUAAUACUCCAGAUUCCGAUGCCAGGUCAUGUAGUAGGGCCGAGUAUGAUGGAUGCAACUAGGUCAGCAGCGAAGAGGCUUGAGGAGCUUGUGACGCGACAUGAUGUAAUUUUUCUCCUAUUGGACUCUCGUGAAGCUAGAUGGUUACCUACACUUCUGGCUGCGGUUCAUGGAAAAUUGGUGAUCAAUGCUGCGCUGGGAUUUGACUCUUAUACAGUCCAACGACAUGGUACACGUGAUAACAUGAGACCCGAUUCUCCAGACUUCACAAUACACAAUCCUGCUGGUGCAGAAUUGGGCUGUUACUUUUGUAACGAUAUAACACAACCUGGAAACUCCCAAAUGGACAGAACUCUGGAUCAGCAGUGUACUGUGAGUCGUCCUGGUCUAGCGCAAGUUGCAGGCGGCCUUGCAGUUGAACUAAUGGUCUCACUGACUCAGCAUCCAGAAUAUGCUGAAGCAAGAGCGUUGAUUGCUGACAAUAGAGGUGAGCCACGCUUAGAUGUCGAGCACGGAGGAGCUGGUCUCCUAGGAGGUGUUCCACAUACCAUUCGAGGAUCUCUUUGGAAUUAUGGAACACAUUUAACCGUGACACACAGGUUUCCAGCCUGCACUGCUUGUUCUACGCCUCUGAUUACCGAGUACCGCAAAAAAGGAUUUGACGUUAUCCUAGACGCUUGCAAUGAGCCUAACUACUUAGAACGUUUGACUGGUCUUGAUGAUCUUCUGAAGCGACCUGACCUGGACGAACUGUGCUACGCAAUUGAUUCUUCAAGUGAGGACGAGGAUGGAAGACCAGGGCAACCAACUCAUACGUGAAAUCAUAGUAUAAGUCAAACAGUUUGUAAAUAUACAAAUUUCACAAUAAUCUUAUGCUUCUUCCAACUUGUAUUUCUCCCCAGAAAAUUGAGAGCUUUGAUUUCAUUUGAUUUCAGUCCAUGCGAAGCCAGAUGUCUAACCAGUAUUUUAUCGCUUUUCCUCGCGGCAAAGUCCCAUUUGAUCUGUUUCGAUUAUUUAUUGGUAACUCCUGUUUUCUGUGUGUAUGGUUUAGGUUCCGCCAGAAAUAGUUCGAUUAGAAAUUUCCCGCAGGUAUUUCCGAAAAAAAACUGUUUAAUUUCAAGGAAACAACGAAGGGAAGAAAUACAAUUUUCUGCACAUGGAUAUCAAAAUAUAUUGCCAAUCAAAUAUAC